Molecule: messenger RNA, 2545 nt
Organism: Orbicella faveolata
Lineage: Eukaryota; Metazoa; Cnidaria; Anthozoa; Scleractinia; Merulinidae
Product: protein Wnt-7a-like
Biological process (GO): canonical Wnt signaling pathway; neuron differentiation; multicellular organism development
Cellular component (GO): extracellular region
Molecular function (GO): cytokine activity; frizzled binding
Source: RefSeq, a predicted model, not a curated record
ACAAACUAAAUUAAAAAGUUGAUUAAUUCCGUUUUGACCAAUCAGAAACGAGAUGAGCUAAACAUUUCGACGAUCAAAGGAUUUAUAUUCGAGAAUCUGUGCCAUCGGCUUGAUAAAAAGGAAGAGGUUGAGCUGGCUGAAAUGGAGUAUCAACACGCGGUAACCUUGAUAACUGUGUUACUGGCAACAGUCUUUGCCCACAAUCUGAUGGAGGCCAAUUCGAAGUUAUUCGUUGUUUCAUCCGUGGCAACCCUUUCCCUAAGUCACAUCUGCAGCAAAAUUCCUGGCUUGUAUCCUAAGCAGAUUGCCAUCUGUGAAGAGUCUCCCAACGUUAUUAAUUGCAUUCGGGAGGGAUAUCGACUUGGCGCUGAAGAAUGCAAAUUUCAGUUUCGCGAAGAUAGGUGGAACUGUACACUGCUCGGUCAAAGAUCGGUCUUUGACGACAAGGCAAUACAAAAGUUGAUUAAUUCCGUUUUGACCAAUCAGAAACGAGAUGAGCUAAACAUUUCGACGAUCAAAGGAUUUAUAUUCGAGAAUCUGUGCCAUCGGCUUGAUAAAAAGGAAGAGGUUGAGCUGGCUGAAAUGGAGUAUCAACACGCGGUAACCUUGAUAACUGUGUUACUGGCAACAGUCUUUGCCCACAAUCUGAUGGAGGCCAAUUCGAAGUUAUUCGUUGUUUCAUCCGUGGCAACCCUUUCCCUAAGUCACAUCUGCAGCAAAAUUCCUGGCUUGUAUCCUAAGCAGAUUGCCAUCUGUGAAGAGUCUCCCAACGUUAUUAAUUGCAUUCGGGAGGGAUAUCGACUUGGCGCUGAAGAAUGCAAAUUUCAGUUUCGCGAAGAUAGGUGGAACUGUACACUGCUCGGUCAAAGAUCGGUCUUUGACGACAAGGCAAUACCCGGGACGAAGGAAGCUGCUUAUGCACAAGCCAUCACAUCUGCUGGAGUCGUCUACGCGAUCACCAGGGCAUGCAGUAUGGGGAACCUGAGCGAAUGCGACUGUGAUAGGAGGAAGUGGGGACAGAAAAGUAGUAAAGGAUGGAUGUGGGGUGGGUGCAGCGUUGAUAUGAGUUACGGAAUGGAUAUUGCUGAUAAGUUCGUGAACGGGCGGCACAAUAAAAAGGAUGCCAUAUUUUUCAUGAACAAGCACAACAACAAAGCGGGCAGACAGGUUGUUAGAGAGAAUUUGGUUUUUGAAUGCAAAUGCCAUGGAAUUUCUGCAUCCUGUACGACCCGCACAUGCUGGAAGACACUGCCUUCAAUCCGUCAUAUCGGAAAUAAAUUAAAGGAAUACUAUCUUACUGCUGUCCGAAUGAAACCCUCAAUGAUCGACAGCCCCGGUGGCCAGAAGCCAGGACACCUUGUGCCCAUAUCUGACGAUUUAGAGAAACCGAAAUCCAAUCGCUUAGUGUAUCUGAAUGUCUCGGACAUGUAUUGUGCCCGAGACUUGCGUUUGAGAAUCCCUGGAACGCAAGAUCGCAUCUGCAAGAAAACCUCGGUAGGUCCAGGCAGCUGCACGUACUUGUGUUGUGAACGCGGACACGAUACCCACAACUUCACGGAGGUGUCGCAAUGCAAGUGUAAAUUUCACUGGUGCUGUGAAGUGAAAUGUCAGGACUGCGCCGAAACUGUGGUCAAGUACACCUGCAAGGCGCUCAAAGAGAGUCGGGAAAUUCAGUGCCGCUGUCAUGGCGCCUCGGCGUCGUGUGUUACCAGAACCUGCUGGCAGGCGCUUCCCUCCUUCAAAAAAGUGGGACUUCAGUUAAAACGACGUUACGACAAGCCUGUCCUCGCACGAACUGUCAAAUACCCCACACGAGACGGUAAACGAGACGCUUAUCUUCUCAAGUCGGGUGAUGGAGAGAAACCCUCACCGAAAGAUCUGGUUUACAUCGACAAGUCGCCGAAUUACUGCGACGAACAUAGAAUGAAAAGAAUUCCGGGUACGGUGGAGCGUAAGUGCAACAGAACCGCCUCGAGUUCUGGCAGUUGUGAGUUUCUGUGCUGUGGACGAGGCUACGAUACUCAUGAGAUCGUCAGAAGAUGGGAUUGUAACUGCAAGUUUCAUUGGUGCUGUUAUGUGAAAUGCAAGAAAUGCAAAGAGAGGACCGAAGAGUUCAGAUGCAAAUAAGACAGCGGUGGAAUGGGCACUACCCAGCACUAAGGCUUGUGUGCAGUGCAGAUUAGAAUAAUCAUUGAUUUUUCUCUCUUUUCAAUUAUUCUGUCGUUAGGGGUCAGCGUUUCGUUAAAAAAAAAAAUGAUCUUUCGUCGUCUCUGAACGACAACGUUUUCAAACUAACAGGAAUAUUAUUGCGGGAGCUGGAAACUUGUUGACUGCUUUCUAAUUUACUGAAAAGAGCAGUAUAGUUUAAGUUGAUAAACUGAAAGAAUUGCUAAGUCGUUUUAUUCUAUUUUAUUUAUCGAUAGAAUUCAUAUUCAAUUCGCCACUUUAACAACGAGAAGAGACUUUUGCGAGCAUCAUCUUGUAGUCAUGAAAUAUUUUGUUAUGUUGUGUAAUGUCAAGCCCUGGCCAAACGAUCGCAACAUUU